AUUAAAAUCAAGUCGGUCAAAGGAAUACUUGUAAUCGCUAUCGAAUUAAUUCAUUAAAAUUUUUCAUUGAAAGAAACGAAAAAAUGUGGUCUGAUACCUUUCUGAUUGUAUUUAUAUCAAUAUGCACGGCAUUUUUGGGUGAAGGACUUACAUGGGUGCUGGUCUACCGCACUGAGAAGUACCAGCGGCUAAAGACAGAAGUGGAUAAACAGAGCAAGAAGUUGGAGCGGAGAAAGGAGACACAUGGCGAUUCUUUGGAUAAAUCCGUAAAAAAGAAACUCGAACGUUACGAAGAGAAAUUAAAGAAUAACAAUCGCGACUUAUCGCUGGUGAAGAUGAAGUCUAUGUUUGCUACUGGAUUUGCAUUCACCGCCUUGUUGAGUAUGUUCAACAGUAUAUUCGAUGGACGUGUUGUGGCCCAAUUGCCUUUCACACCUAUCUCUUGGAUACAGGGCUUGAGCCAUCGCAAUUUGUCGGGUGAUGAUUACACCGACUGUUCGUUCAUCUUCCUCUAUAUACUUUGCACCAUGUCCAUUCGGCAAAACAUUCAAAAACUCUUGGGCUUUGCACCGUCGCGGGCUGCUAGUAAACAAGGUGGCGGCCUCUUUGGCCCGGCACCAGGUCAAUUUAAAUAGGUAUUCUUUUAUUGAUUUUUUUCCUAGCUAAAUUUCGGAUUGGAUUUUUGUUAAAAAGGCCACAUACAAUAAAUUACAUUUUAAUUUAAAGCAUUAAA
Molecule: messenger RNA, 733 nt
Organism: Drosophila hydei
Lineage: Eukaryota; Metazoa; Arthropoda; Insecta; Diptera; Drosophilidae
Product: calcium load-activated calcium channel
Exons: 3
Coding region: 84-635 (183 amino acids)
Biological process (GO): endoplasmic reticulum calcium ion homeostasis
Cellular component (GO): cytoplasm; endoplasmic reticulum; endoplasmic reticulum membrane
Molecular function (GO): calcium channel activity
Source: RefSeq, a predicted model, not a curated record